Molecule: messenger RNA, 264 nt
Organism: Spizellomyces punctatus DAOM BR117
Lineage: Eukaryota; Fungi; Chytridiomycota; Chytridiomycetes; Spizellomycetales; Spizellomycetaceae
Exons: 1
Coding region: 1-264 (87 amino acids)
Molecular function (GO): NADH dehydrogenase activity
Source: RefSeq, a predicted model, not a curated record
AUGGACUGUGUUGAGACAGCUGCAUUCGCUAAUCAAGAUCCAAAAGAGAUAGAGCGACUGCUGCAUAUGGUUGUUGUCAGUGGCGGUCCCACGGGUGUCGAGUAUGCUGCUGAACUUCAUGACUUCUUGGUAGAAGAUCUCAAAACAUGGAACCCCGAUAUUGCCGACAAAUUCACGAUCACACUGGUGGAAGCGUUGCCAAAUGUAUUACCAAUGUUCUCGAAGCAGCUCAUCAAUUACACUGGAACAACAUUCAAAGAUUAA